Messenger RNA from Paramecium tetraurelia, 1110 nucleotides. RefSeq lists its product as uncharacterized. NCBI's taxonomy places the organism in Eukaryota, Ciliophora, Oligohymenophorea, Peniculida, Parameciidae. The transcript has 5 exons. Gene Ontology annotation, biological process: regulation of protein phosphorylation. The record is from RefSeq and is a predicted model, not a curated record. Gene Ontology annotation, cellular component: cAMP-dependent protein kinase complex. Gene Ontology annotation, molecular function: cAMP-dependent protein kinase regulator activity.
AUGAGCUAGAAAAAAAAAGUUACUAUUCAGGAAUACAUCGCAAAUAAAGUGAAACCAGUUUUUGAUCAACUCAUAGCAAGGAUAGUCAUCGAGAAACCAGAUGAUGUGUAUGGAUGGUCGAUAAAUUGGUUGUAAAAUUAAAAAAGCGGCGCCUAAGUGUAAUAACUUGAAAAUCACGAUUUGAGUGAAGAAGAAGAGGAAGAGGAGGAAGUAAUUUUAGAGUUAAAACAACAAUAAAAGCAACAAACUAGAGCAGCAGUUUCCGCUGAAGUUUAUGGAGAUUACAAUAAAAAGGAAGAUUUUAAGCCCAGAUUUAUCCAGAAAUCAGAAGGCUAAAUUGAAAGGAUAAAGAAAAGAAUUCUAAAUUCAUUUAUGUUUUAAGCUUUGGAUGAAAAAGAUUUGAACAUAGUGCUAGGAGCGAUGGAUGAGAAGAAAUUUCAAGUUGGGGACGAAGUAAUUAAAUAAGGUGAUGAUGGAAAUGAGUUAUAUGUUAUUGAUGAAGGAAGAUUGGAAUGCUACAAAAAGUUUACAGGAUUUGAGGAAGAGAAAUUGUUAAAGACCUAUAUACCUGGAGAAUCAUUUGGUGAGUUGGCCUUAUUAUACAAUGCUCCAAGAGCUGCUACCAUUAAGGCCAUAGAAGAAGUCACAACCUUUGCUUUAGACAGAGAAACGUUUAAUAACAUAGUCAAGUUUUCUGCAAUCAAAAAGAGAGAAUAAAUGGAAGAAAUCCUUAACAAAAUUGAUUUGCUGUAGUCUAUGGAUAAUUAUGAACGAGUUCAAUUAUGUGAUGUUCUUAAAGAGGAAAAGCAUCAUGCAGGUGAAGCGAUUAUAAAUGAAGGUGAAAUCGGAGAUAGGAUAUAUUUGAUUAUCGAGGGAGAGUUGGAGGCUUAUUGGAAGGGUUAGACUGAAAAGGUCUAUGAUUACAAGUCAGGAGAUUACUUUGGAGAAUUGGCUCUUUUAAAAAACACUCCAAGAUAAGCUACUGUCAUAGCAAAAACUGAUGUUGUCUUAUUAUAUUGCGAUUUCAACUCAUUCAAAAGAUUGAUGGGUCCCUUAGAGGAAGUACUUAAAAGAAAUACGGAAAGAUAUGAAAAAUAUUUACAGUAAUGA